CAUGGGACAGGUGCUCGAAAUUCAAAAUGGCAGAUCCGACAAAAAUUAAAUUCGAACAAAAUUGCCUUAAAAGUGGCAUCAUAGAGCCUCAAAUCCGCAAUGUAUCGGUUAAAAUAAAGGACAAAGAUGCAAAGAAUGAGCUCAAUCUAAAUAAAACAUUCGAUUGCGGACCUGUUUCUCUCAGGAAUGACCUUCAAGAAGCCAUUGAUAAUUCACAAAAAGAAUUUUUCAAAAAUCGAAAAGUGAUCAUCAAAAAUGUCCCUCCUGUUACUUAUAAUGAGGUCAAAUGCUUUAUGGGGAAUUAUGCUGUGGCGAACAUUGCAAUCAGUAAGAAGGCUAGACAUGCAAUUGUGAACUUACUUCACGGUGAGGAAGCAGAGGAGGUUGAAAAAGUGCUAGAUGGGCAAAAGCUGCUCGGAAUGGAGGUCUCUGUAUCACUAUAUCCUCAUGAAAGAUUGCUAUGUGUGGCCCACCUGCCUUCAAAUAUGUCAGAUUCAGAAUUCAGGACAACUAUGUUAGAAUAUGGAAGCAUUGAGAGAUGUUUUAUCAUGCGCAGUUCAAUUACAGGGUUGCCUAAGGGGUACGGAUUUGUAGAGUUCACUCACAACAAAGAACACACGGAAAGAGUCCAGCAAAUUCUUGAUGAUAAACGUUAUGGCUCAUGUAUAACAUCAUGUAACUUCUUGAAAGAGCGAGUGCUAACUUACAAAGAUCUCCACUCCAAGUGUUUGCUGGUUGACCAUCUGCCCCCUGGUUAUAAUAACUUCAGCAGGCUGAAGAAUCUGAUGAACCAGUUUGCUCAACCGAUAUAUACACAGUGUGCAGUAAAGAAUGGUGUACCAUUAGGAUUUGCUGUAUUCGAGUACAAAACUCCUGAAGAAGCUGAGCAGACACAGAGACAUAAUAAUGGAUACACAAUAAUUGGACAAAACAAAAUCCGAGUGACAUUCUGUAUUCCUGGCUAUGGGGCACCCGAAUUACAUAACAUGAAAAUGGUUAAAGCAACGGGUCAAAAAGUGAAGCAAGGACUCUUACCUAGACCUGUAUCUGGUGUGAACCCCAUGUUCCUGUCUAACCCUAUCAACCCCAUUAUACAGGCAGCCAUGGCCCAGAACCCCACAUUAAUGCCAAACUUCCAAACUGUAUUGCAACAAUUACAAAGUAUAAACCAAACUGCUGGGGUACAACAUGGUCUAAUAGGAGUAGGGGGAAGUGACCCAAUGUAUCUGCAACUUGUUGCACUCUUGAUGGCAGCUCAGAUGCAACAGCCCAACCAGAAUAUGAUUGGAAAUUGCAAUGAUCCACAGAUCUUACAGAAAAUUCUCAGUCUACAACAGAGUCUUAGUCAACACAAUCAACACAAUGUGAAUCAAGCCAACAUUGGUGCAAAGCCUUCACUACUGGGGACCCCGGCAAUGGGCCAAUUGAGCAGUAUGAUCCAGUCGCUGAUCUCCCAAAUACAGUCCACUCAUAGGCAGUCUGCAGGUCCAGUGGAUGAUAAUGGUAACACGAGUGAGAACCACUAUCAGAAACCAAAGAAGCCUUGUCUAUUACCUAACCCUGACCAGGCUCCCUCUGUGAAUGUGCCCCUCAAUUUAUUGAACCAGAAUAAAAACAACCAUAUAUUGAAUAGUAUCACUAGCUUGCUAGCUCAGAUGCAGAGAGGAGGGAUGAAACAUAGUCAGAUGCAGGAGAAUGACAGUAUGAGAGGUCCCCAAAACAAUGGAGGACAGAGACCCCAUUAUACUUCAGGCUCGCGUACCCACCCUAACCCGAACCAGAGUAGAUAUUCAAGUGAUCCAAAACCAGGCCCUGGUAAGAAGAUGGGUCUUCUGGGAAAUGCUCCAUCAGAUGGGAUCCAAGUACCUCUCUUGCCCCUUCCUGUGACUAAAAGUGUCUCUGGUCCUGAGAGGGAACAAACAUCAAAGCUAGCCAGCUUGGAGAAUACAAAACCAGCUCUUCUCCCCACUCCUGUUGAAUCAAAAACAGAACCAGAGGAGAAAGGACCUAAGAAACUGUUGUUUACAGAAUACCCACCUAAAUCUACUCCAAAUCUGCAAACACCUACCAAAGUUCCAAAAGAAGGACUCAACCCUGGUCUGAACCCACUAUUUGCUGCAUUUCUACAGGGACCUCUUGUGCCCACAAACCCUAAUCAAGGAGAGUUUGAAAUAGAAGUUAGCAACAUUGCCUCUAAGAAGAAGAAAUCCAAAGUACCUUUGCUUCCUAUACCCCAGUCAGCCUUAGUGGACAUCCCUAUGACCAAGUUAAUGACGAAGAAGAAGAAGAGGAAAGGUCUGUUAGGAGACAUGCCAAGGAGGAAUAUGAUGACUAGAGCACAAAGAAAGGCUAGACAAGCCAAAGAGAAUGCUCAAAUUCAACAAGCAGAGGAGAUCCUUCAUGCUCAACAACAAGUGGACCAGAAUGAGAGAAACAACAAUCCUGAACAUGAAGACCUGGUUGACACCCCUACACGCACCAUACAGCAACAGCUUGAUGCGUAUCUUGCGAACACGCCUAAACGUCCAAUGAAUGAUGGGCCACCUGGCUUUUUGCCACUUCCUUCUGGGCCUCCUUUGCAAGAGAAUGUGUAUCCCAGCAUGCCACCUGUCUUUGAUAUUAAUCCGGAAAGUGCUGGUCAUGUGAUCCCCCUCUUACCAACUCCCAAUAUUGACCCUCAACCCUCAGGAACUGUGAACCCUGUAUAUAACAACUACAACCAGAUGCAGAACUACUAUAAUCAGAUGUAUCAGCAAAUGACAGCCAUACAGCCAUCUGGGUUCCCUCCACAAGUCAUGCCAGACCCUAGUCAGGUUGAUCAGAUGACUAUGCAACAAAUAAUGCAACAGGCAAUACUGGACCUCAAGGCCCCUGAUCGAUCUGAAGAUAAAGAAAGCAGUGGUCCUGAUACUGAUACUGAAUCGCAAGCCAUCUCAACUGAUACUACCUCUGAUACUGCAUCAUUAGGGGAUGAACAGAAGCCCUAUAUUGAACCUAGUGAUUACAAAGAGUUCUAUGGUGCAACCACGCCACGCUUUCAGUUCGAGGACUCCCCUCCACAUGUGUCAAAUUCGCGAAAAAGAACAUCAUCUGAAGCAUUCUUCAUCCCUCCUGCAGAGCCAAGUCCUGAGGGGGACUAUAUCGGCCAACAUUCACAGGGUCUUGGAGGACACUACGCAGAAUCUUACUUCAAACGCAGGAAACUGUUGGAGUGAUGAAACACAAUAGUGAACUUGUUUAAGUAAAACAUGUUGAACACAUUUUAAUUGAUUUGAGACCUGAUAGUGUCCAAAUUGAGGCACAAUAUUAUAUUUUGCACAUUGCACUCAAUUCAACAUGAGGGUUGGCUGUCAGAGUCUGAUAUUUGUUUAUGUGUAUCAUUUUCUAACGAAAUCAAUUUUGCGCUCCCAAAAAGUAACUUUAGCCCGAGAGUUUGGAUGAAUUAGUGAUUAAAAUUAUGUAUAUGUGUAGAGUUUAGUGUUAAAAACGUUUCAACUGCUAGAGGUGUAUACCUCAACAGUUAAGCUAUA
Messenger RNA from Owenia fusiformis, 3530 nucleotides. Lineage: Eukaryota; Metazoa; Annelida; Polychaeta; Sabellida; Oweniidae. The record is from the annotation of a GenBank genome assembly.